Candida tropicalis MYA-3404 is the source of this 3900-nucleotide messenger RNA. It is a transcript of the gene PDS5, whose product is annotated as Pds5p. The coding region runs from base 1 to 3900 and encodes 1299 amino acids. Gene Ontology annotation, biological process: mitotic sister chromatid cohesion; DNA repair. Gene Ontology annotation, cellular component: chromatin; nucleus. The record is from RefSeq and is a predicted model, not a curated record. NCBI's taxonomy places the organism in Eukaryota, Fungi, Ascomycota, Pichiomycetes, Serinales, Debaryomycetaceae. The transcript has a single exon.
AUGAAAAUGGUUGCAAAGGAUAAUAAUGAUGGCCAUUUGUCAGUUAAGUUUGAUAAACCAAUCGUACCAACUGUUAAAGCGCCAAUAUCAAAUAAGGAAUUAAUCAAUCGACUUGCGAGCUUACAUGAUGAACUAUCAAAUAUAGAUGAUUCAAGUGUUGAUUUAUCCUCCUAUACUGCAAAUUUGGUUAAUAAAAAAUUAUUAAGCCAUUCAAGCAUUGGUGUUCAAGCAUACUUAUGUUGCUGUAUUUCUGACGUUUUGCGUAUAUUCGCUCCAAACGCACCAUAUUCAGCACAACAGUUAUCGGAUAUAUUCAAACUUUUCUUCAAACAGUUUGCGAGGUUGACAGACAAGAAAGACGAUCCAUUUUAUCAACAACACGUGUAUUUGUUAAAAAGAUUGGCCGAAGCAAAGUCAACAAUCUUGAUCACCGAUUUGCCUGAUCUGGAAGCUUUAAUCGUCAGUAUAUUCAAUACCUUUUAUACCCUAGCUCUGAAAGGGUUUCCUACUGAGUUAGAACUCAUAAUUACGGAUAUAUUAUCCGAAGUUUUAUCAGAAGCAGAAGUUGUUCCCCAUGAAGUACUACAAUUGAUAUUGCAGAAGAUUUCAAAUCACGAUCCGAGCAAAUUAUUACUGGGCAACAUUUCCAGCCCAGAGUUUAAUUUUUCAUUAGCAAUUUGUGAGUAUAAUAUGGAUAGAAUGUCUAGGUUAGUUGCACAAUAUUUUUCUGAAAUCUUGUAUGAAAGUACAAAUAAUAUCGAGGAAGAGACAGAUAUUGUUGAGGACGGGGAUCAUACCGCGUCCACAAAAUCAAAAGCCAACCAUGGUGUAUCCAAAGCAAUCGAAGUCUUGAAGAAAGUGCAUCACUUAUCUAUCCAGUUAUGGAAGUUCAUCCCCACCGUAUUGUCUUCUGUGAUGGCUCUUAUCGAUGACGAAUUGAAUGCAGAUGAUGAUAAAGUGAGAACAUUGGCAACAGUUACGAUUGGUCAAAUGUUGGCAUCCCCAAUCUAUCCAUCAGUUUCGAACAAGGUUAACUUUUUUAUCACCCAUAAACUGGUGUGGAACAAUUGGUUGAAGAAAACUGCAGAUGUUUCGGCAACUGUCAGAAGCAAAUGGGUUCAACAAUUACCUGGAAUAAUUUCAUCCAAUCCGUAUCUCACCACCGAAAUCAAUCAAAUAAUAUCUACUUGUUUGCACAAAUGUUUAAUUGAUACAGAUGAACGAGUCAGGGAAGCAGCUUGCUUGUGCAUAAAUGAUAUUACUUACCCAGUAUUUGUGAGCAAGCUUGCUACACCAGAAAUCAUGAAGACCUUAUUCCAAUUAAUCAGGGAGAAAAAUGUAGUCAUUAGACAGACUUCAGUUCAAAUAUUGGGUUCUAUUUAUUCAAAGAAUAUGAAAUCCGAAGACCGAGAAGAAAUCUCAGAAGAAUUACAAAAGUUAAUCGAAAGCAUCCCCAACCAGCUUCUAUCAUUGGUUUAUAUUAAUAAUAAGAAUAUUACAUUUUUGGUCGACUUGUGUGUUUUUGAGACAUUAUUGGAAGUGUCUGAAUCCAAUACUAGCAAACGAGUUGAAAGAUUGGUACGAUUUUACAAAGAAUUAGAUGAAAGGGGGAUAGAAGCAUUUGUUGCUAUUAAUAAAAGACAACAACAAUUGUCAAAGGUAUUACUUACAUUUAUUGAAACAGCAGAAUCUUUGAAUAAAGAAAAUGUCUCAGAUGAUAAAGAGAAUGACUCCUCCAGUGUUCCCAAGGAAGAUGUUUUGAAGUUGGAAAAAAUUAUUGAUUGGAUUUGCGUUUCUUUCCCAGAUGGUUUAAAUACAGUCUCGUGUUUGGAAAGAUUCUACAAGUUGAAUCGUAUCAGAUUUUUCCACUUAGUCAAGAUCUGCAUUUCACCUGACUCAGAUUUCAACACCAUCAGGAAUUCCAUGAAGGAAUUACUCAACAAACUAAAUGACGUCAAGAAUAUUCGUUUGCUGGAUGACAGAUCUAAUGUUACUGUUUCAGAAAUGUAUGAAAAUUUCAAGCUUUUAUUGUUGAGAGCAUCACCAUUAAUCUAUAAUCGCUCAAAUGUUGAGGAAUUGGUUAAUUACUCAAAGGAUAGCUCAAAUGAGUAUUAUUCUGCUGCUAACGCGUUGCUAGAACAAAUUUCAACAACCAUACCAGAUGUAUUUAAGUCACAUUUAAGAUCAUUAACAAAUUUAGUGGUCGAUGAACAUAAUCAAAUUACGAACAAGUCCAAUGCAUUGAAGACGAUUUAUCAUUUCGUAAAAAAGUAUCCAGAAUCAUUUCCAAAAGAAGUUUCCUUUAUGAAUUCCAUUAGAAAAUUGGCAACUAUUGGAACAUCUUCAGAAGCCAAAUAUGCGGUUAAAAUAAUUGGUUUGAGUGACAAGAAGGAAGUAUGCUGCUCUGGUAUUAUUGACUCCAUCUAUCCAUUUAAUAUUGAUGAUGAAAAAUUUGCCACCCAUUUGAGUGCAAUGGCAGAAAUAUUUGUUAUUGAUAAUUUAGCCAUUCUGGAAAAAGAAAAUGAGUUGACACCAUUAAUCAUUAAAAAGAUAUUGCUCACUAAUAGAGAUCUUGGUCGUGACAGUGAGAUCACAAAAGAGUGGAUAGGUGACGACGAUAUUGAGAAAUAUCCUUGCCUAAAUGAGAAACUAAUUUCAAUAAGAUUGUUGGUUAAUAGUUUAAGAAGUUUGGACACCGAGAAUAGUUCUGAUGAUGCCAAGGAAGAAGCAAAGCAGAAAGCAUUACCUGUAGUUAAGCUUUUGAUGUCGUUAAUAGGUAAUAAUGGGGAAAUUGUCAAUAAAAAGGACCCAAGCUGGCCCACACCAGAUGUAUAUAAACUGAAGUUUAGAUUAACUGCAGGAUUGUACAUGUUGAAAUUAGCCAAGAUUCCAAUCUAUAGUGAAACCAUGCUACUGGCAAGCGUCAGGAGGUUGACAUUUUUAAUCAAUAAUGAGGAUUAUCAUGUGAGAUCUGAAUUUAUUAAAAGCUUGCAAAAGAAAUUGUAUGACAAACUGAUUUCGGAGAAAUUUUUAGCCAUUACAUUUUUCAGUGGGUUAGAGCAAAAUCAAGAAUUGAAAAACGAUGUCACUAUGUGGAUUACUUCCAUGUUUAAACGCCUGGAAUCAAAGAGAGAUAUGAAAUUUGAAAAGGCUUUGGUUAGAUUGAUUCAUACUAUUGCACACCAUGAACAAUUUAUAGAGAUUAUUAAAGAUGGAAACGAUGAAAGCAAGCUUGCAGCGUUCAACUAUGCAUCGAGGAUUUUGAUAUUCUAUGUUCAAUUGAUUGCGACUCAGGAGAAUGUUUCAUUGUUAUAUUAUUUUGCCAGUAGAGUUAAGCAACACAGAGAUGCUACUAUUGCAACAUCUGACUACGAGGCUGAGGACCCGAGUGAAGAAAUUUUGAACUUAUACAGAGUUUCCGAAUUAGCUCAAUUGGUGAUUAAGAACUUUGCCGAUAGUAAGAAUUGGCCAAUGCAAACAUGGCCUGGAAAAAUUGGAUUACCACUGGAUAUUUAUGCUCCGAUGGCAUCGUCUAAGGAGGCACAAUGGGUAGUCACACAAAUAUUUAUUCCAGAAUCACAGCAAGUUGAAUUGGUGACUUUGAUUAAUAAGAGAUUGCGUACAGCUUCCAGUAUGAAAAAAGGUGUCGAACCUUCUGUUGCUGUGAAGGAUCGCCAGAAACGUAUAAGGUCGGUUAACCCACGACGUGCAACCAAAAAGAAAGCUAAGAUAGUUAAAGAAAAGGUCAGCGUAGAACCUACAAGAAGAAGUUCUCGAGCAACCAGUAAAGUGAGCUACAAGGAUCAACUUGAAUCGGACUCCGAAUCUGACUUUGAUAAAGAGGAUGAUAACAUGUCUGAUGAUAGUGAUCAAAGUGAUACCGGUAAACUUGACCUUUAA